AUGGAUCUUUUUGAUCCUACUACUGUUCAGAAUAUCAUGAGUAUUCAUAUUUCUCACAUCUCUUCAUUUGAUAAAUGGGUUUGGGCUCCUUCUCCUUCAGGGCAAUUUUCAGUGAAAUCUGCGCAUGAGAUUUCUAUUGCUCAAGGGGGUCGUGUUUCUCCUUUCUUUGUGGAUACCUGGAAAUCCCUUUGGGGUCUUAAAAUUCAGGCUAGGCUUAAACAUCUCUUAUGGAAGAUUGCUUGGGAUAUGUUGCCUUCACGUGCAAAUAUAGGUAGAUUUAUUAUCUCCGAGGAUAUGGAUGCUUGGGUUUGUCCCUUCUGUAAGAAUUCUCUUGAAACUUUAUCUCAUAUUUUCUUGGAAUGUGAUUUAGCUAGAAUUUUAUGGAGGAGUUCUAGUUGGCCUCUUUUUCCCUCAGCUUUCGCUUCUAGACAUAUAUCAGAUUGGAUUCUUGCUAUUAUUUUUCCUGUGAAGAUGCUUGCUAUUCCUAAAUAUGAAGUUAGGAAAUUCCAAUUGUUUGCUUCUCUUACUUUAGACUUCAUCUGGAUGGCUCGGAAUAAACUUAUUCAUGAUGGAAUUCAAUCUUCUCCUGCAAAAGCAAUCAAGCAAAUUCCUUAUACUUUGGGCUUGCAUCAUCAGGCUUGGUCUGAUUCUAUUUUACCUUCUAUUUGGACUCCACCUUUUGCUGGAUGUAUCAAAGGAAACUUUGAUGUUGCUGUCCAUGGUGAUUUUGCUGUUGCUGCUGCAGUUAUUAGUGAUGAAAAUAGUAAUAUUAUUCUAGCUUUUACUCAAAAGCUAUCUUAUUCUGAUGCACUGCUUGGAGAACCUUCUGCUGCUCUUUUGACUUCUCAAUUGGCUACAUCUUCUGGUUGUGGGAAUUUAUUUUUGGAGGGAGAUGCUUUACUUGUUAUUCUUGCUAUCAACAAUCCUCAUCUUUUCUCUUCUUGGUCUUUUGCUAAUUGUAUUUCAGAUAUUAGCUUAGUUUUAUCUUCCUUUCAUAGCUGGAAUGCUGUGAAAGUGUCUCGUAGUGCCAUUUUUCGGGCACAUUGUUUAGCUAAGUGGGCCGCUUCCAAUCAUAUUUUUGGAAGCAUUCCUAUAGGAUCUCCUAUUUUCUCUUCCAUUAGGAUACGAAGCGGGAAAGAUCCAACCUUGUAA
This is a messenger RNA of Alnus glutinosa, 1152 nucleotides long. RefSeq lists its product as uncharacterized. NCBI's taxonomy places the organism in Eukaryota, Viridiplantae, Streptophyta, Magnoliopsida, Fagales, Betulaceae. The record is from RefSeq and is a predicted model, not a curated record. Gene Ontology annotation, molecular function: nucleic acid binding; RNA-DNA hybrid ribonuclease activity. The transcript has a single exon. Bases 1 to 1152 code for a protein of 383 amino acids.